This is a messenger RNA of Microthlaspi erraticum, 462 nucleotides long. The record is from the annotation of a GenBank genome assembly. NCBI's taxonomy places the organism in Eukaryota, Viridiplantae, Streptophyta, Magnoliopsida, Brassicales, Brassicaceae.
AUGUUAAUGAACAAGGCCCCGGCUCCUUCAUCUUCAACCAAGGAGGAACCCCAAGAGAAAAAGAAUGGUUUAGCAAAAGAUGAGUGCUGUUUUAAAACUGAAGAUUCAGAUGGAGACGACAGCUCUUCUAUUUUCGUUAGAGGAAUUAAUACUUGCCUUGCUAGGGAAGAUAUCAAGAGCGCAUUGAGGAAACAUUUUGAGUCUGGUGGAUGUCAAGUCUCACGGGUUUUUGUUCCCAUAGAGUGUCAGACCGGUGUUCCCUUGGGGUAUGCUUUCGUUGAUGUGGAUGACAUGGAAAAGGCCUUGCAAUUGGGUGGUGGUUGGAUGGGAGGACGUAUGUUUCUUGUUAUGAUGGCUCAAUAUCAAAAGGAAUCCAUUUCCUUCCCUAACUUUGAUGGUUGUCAAGAUUGUGGUGAUUAUCUCUUUGAGCGCCGUCAGAAAAGAUUCCUCGCUAGGCCCUAA